Notolabrus celidotus (New Zealand spotty) is the source of this 3322-nucleotide messenger RNA. RefSeq names its product intraflagellar transport 88 homolog (gene ift88). The transcript has 25 exons. The coding region runs from base 145 to 2622 and encodes 825 amino acids. NCBI's taxonomy places the organism in Eukaryota, Metazoa, Chordata, Actinopteri, Labriformes, Labridae. Gene Ontology annotation, cellular component: ciliary basal body; non-motile cilium; ciliary base. Gene Ontology annotation, molecular function: kinesin binding. The record is from RefSeq and is a predicted model, not a curated record. Gene Ontology annotation, biological process: non-motile cilium assembly; kidney development; inner ear receptor cell stereocilium organization.
CUCGCCGCAUUGCAUUGUGGGAUCUCAGCCUACAGAGACAACAAACCGAGGACGGUUUGAUAUGUGCUGAAAACUCUCUUAAAUCACAGUUUUCUUUUGAUUCAUCUUGCUUUUAUUGUAAAGCCACCUCGCUGGAGACGUAAAAUGGAGAAUGUGCAUCUGGCUAUGGAGGAGGAAGAUCUUUACUCGGGUUAUAAUGAUUAUAAUCCAACAUUUGACUCCGAGGAGUUGGAGAAUGAUAUGGACUUCCAGCAGGCUGUCAGGACAAGUCAUGGAAGAAGACCUCCGAUGACUGCAAAAUUUCCAGGCACUGCCAUUGGAGCUCGGACCCUGGGCACAUCCUUUGGAGCUCGAGUCCCUCUGGCCUCGUCGAUGGGUAGACCAAUGACUGGAGCUGUGCAGUUACAGGACGGGGCAGCGCGACCAAUGACUGCAGUCAGAGCAGCAGGGUACACUUCGUCUAUGGUUCGAGGCUCUACCUUUGACCCUUUGGGCCAGUCCAAGGGCCCUGCUCCUCCUCUUGAAGCAAAGAAUGAGGACACGCCCGAAGAGAAGAUCAAGAUCCUGGAGAAGAAAGUGAACGACCUGAUCGAGGAGAGCUGCAUGGCACAGAGCAUUGGAGCCUUCCAGCUGGCUCUUGAAAAAGCUAAAGAGGCAGGGAGGAAGGAGAGAGUUCUUGGGAGACAGAGGCAACAAUCGGGGAACACAGACCACAUCAACAUAGACCUCACCUACUCUGUUAUGCUCAACCUCGCCAACCAGUAUGUGAACAAUGAGAUGAACCCAGAGGCCCUGAACAGCUACCAAGUUAUCGUGAAGAACAAGAUGUUCAGUAAUGCAGGCCGUCUGAAAGUCAACAUGGCCAACAUCUACGUCAAACAGAAGAACUACCCUAAAGCCAUCAAGUUCUACCGCAUGGCGCUGGAUCAGAUCUCCAAUUCCCACAAGGAAAUGAGGAUCAAGAUCUUGCAGAACAUCGGCGUAGUCUUUGUCCGCACGGGUCAGUACCAAGAAGCCAUAACAUCUUUUGAGCACAUCAUGAGCGAGAGCCCCAACAUCAAGACCGGCUUCAACCUCAUCCUGUGCUACUACGCCGUGGGGGACAAGGAGAGGAUGAAGAAGGCCUUCCAGAAGCUCAUCACUGUUCCUCUGGGGAUCGACGAUGAAGACAAGUACAUCCCGACUAAUGAUGACACCAGCUCAAACAUGGUUAUUGAGGCCAUUAAGAAUGACAAACUUCAUCAGAUGGAGAGAGAUUUGAAAGUCCUGGCUGAGAAAUUCAUCAUGACUGCAGCUAAGCUCAUCGCCCCGGCCAUUGAGUCAUCCUUUGCCAUUGGAUUCGACUGGUGUGUGGAUAUGGUGAAAAACUCUCAGUAUGUUGAGCUUGCCAACGAUUUGGAGAUCAAUAAAGCCAUCACCUACCUCAGACAGAGAGACUUCAACCAGGUUGAGGCUGUAGAGACACUGAAGACGUUUGAAAAGAAGGACAGCAGAGUGAAGAGUGCUGCAGCCACCAACCUCUCGUUCCUCUACUUCUUGGAGAAGGACUACGACCAGGCCGACCGAUACGCCGACCUGGCCAUGAACGCUGAUCGGUACAACCCGGCGGCACUUAUCAAUAAAGGCAACACUGUGUUUGUCAAGAACGAUCACGAGAAAGCUGCAGAGUUCUACAAAGAAGCUCUGAGGAAUGAUUCGUCCUGCACAGAGGCGCUUUACAACCUGGGUCUGACGUAUAAGAAACUGAAUCGUCUGGAGGAGGCUCUGGACUGCUUUGAUAAGCUUCAUGCCAUUCUGAGGAACAGUUCUCAGGUCAUGUUCCAGCUGGCGACCCUCUAUGAGCUUCUUGGGGACACCCAGCGGGCUAUCGAGUGGUUGAUGCAGGUCGUGAGUGUGACCCCGACAGACCCACAGGCACUGGCCAAACUGGGCGAGCUGCACGACAGAGAGGGGGACAAAUCCCAGGCUCUCCAAUACUACCAAGAAUCUUUUAGGUGCUUCCCGUGCGACAUCGCUGUGAUCGAGUGGCUCGGUGCUUACUUCAUCGAGACGCAGUUCUGUGAGAAGGCCAUUCAGUAUUUUGAAAGAGCCACACUCAUACAACCGACGCGGGUGAAGUGGCAGCUGGUGGUGGCAAGCUGUUACAGGAGAAGUGGAAACUACCAGAAAGCUCUGGAAACAUACAAAGACAUUCACCGCAAGUUUCCUGAAAAUGUGGAAUGCCUGCGUUUCUUGGUGAGACUCUGCACCGACAUGGGACUAAAGGAAGUCCAGGAGUACGCAGACAAACUGAAGAAAGUGGAGAAGAUGAAGGAGAACAGAGAACAGAGGGUGAGGUCGGGGCGGGAGGGCAGCGCCAGAGGUCGAAGAGAAGGCAGUGCUGGGAGUGCUGACAGCGCCCACAGCAGCAGCAGCACUAAAGGAGAACGACUGAGCGCCAAGAUGAGGUCACUCCCUGGUUCCAAUGAGCCUUACGAGGCCAGCAGCCCAAAAGAAAUAGACGCUUCCUACGUUGACCCUCUCGGGCCUCAGAUGGAGAGACCGAAGACGGGGGCCAAGAGGCGAGUGGAGGAUGAUGAUUUUGCAGAUGAAGAGCUGGGAGACGACCUGCUGCCGGAGUAGAAGCAGUGUCUGGACAUUCUGCACCUGAAAGGCCAAAAACUUCAGAAUGAAACUGAAACAUUUUAAACUUGAACUUCAGGAAAGAACAGAAAGGUUACAGGACUUCAUUUUUAUGACUCUGUUAUCCUUCUUCAGAGCGUAGGAGUGAAGCGUCUUAACUGUCUUAGCUUUAUCUUCAUACCUUUGCUGGAAACAUAAAGGCUUUCUUCUGAAAGAUUCAUAUUUAAACAUAACUCUUAUAAUCCGGCCUGCAGCGAUUCAGACAGUUUUGUUCUGGCUCUGUGAUUCACAGAGUUGUUGAGGUUGAACUCAAGUUUUUCGGACACAGACCUCUUCCUCCCAGGAGAACGGCUUCUUUGCCGCUCACUUGAUAUGCAUGUGAACGCCCUCACACACCCUGAAAGCCCCCUUGAAUCCAGCGUCAGGGCACGGAGCCAAAACAAUGAAACACAUAUCACUGUUCUGAUAUUUUCGACUGCAAGCGUAUGUUUCCAUAUGUGAGCGUGGGAAACUUCUGGAAAAUCCAUCAACAUGGAGAUACCAAACUUUGUGUAAUCUGUCUUAUUUUUGUACAUUUUGUUCUUAAUCCAAAAGUUUUGCUUUGUGAUAUUUAUAUUUAUUGUUUUUGUUGUUUUUGUACAGUAUAAGAGUGAAAGCAGACACAUUUUGCAUAGAAGAAAAUUAAAAACUGAGAAUCUGA